AUGGAUCCCGUCGGGCCGGUUCGACAUGUCCCAAACGCCAACGUGGACCUGAUCCGCGAUUUGAUUCCCGGCAUGCGCUCUUGGCUACUGGGCAAUACUUUAGGGGACCCAAUUCACGGGGUCAUCGAGCUCAAAGUGAAUCAUAUGGAUCAAUCUACCGCCGAGCUCCGGAAGCUUGUUCAUCCAGGAGUAAGUAUACCACGCGCAAUUCAUUUCCGAGUCUCCCGAACUAAGAGAAAGCUAAAGUGCGCCGACUACGCUAUCAUGCGAACUACCAAGGAAACGGAAACCCCACAUAACUUUGCCGGUGCUAUCUACACGCCCCUGCUCGCCGAAGAUACAAACAGUAAACCAAUGAUCGGCCCGCUUAAACUGGAGAUUGCUCAGACUGUGUGGGUUGAGACGCCGACGAUCAUCAGUGCUGGUUUCGUGUUCCUCAUUAUAAAGCCCACCAGCUCUCUAUCUCUAGACCAUGGAGUAACCUUUGAACGGAUGGCAAGACUUGAGGCCGAAAAUGCGCGACUGCAACAGCAAAUUGCUCUCUCUAAGGAGAUCAUGGAAACGUCAAAAAUAAACUAUAUUUGCCCAUCCCGCGACUGCUAUGAAGGCUUCAACGACAUGAAAGCAUUGAAAAAUCAUUGGAAAAAGCGCGAGAUAAAGAACGGCUACGAAGAUCCUCAUGUUAGGUUUCUGGAGCGGUCUAAAGAUCAUCCCGCUUUUUUCGCUGCCUACCAAUAUGGCUUAGAGUCUGAUCUACCUGUAACGCGUGUCCCUCCUGAUCACACUUGCUUUCGUCGCGACUUUGUCAUCUCAGAAAGUAAAAGGGGCCAGUCGUUUGCUAGAUGCGUAUCUGCCACGAAGGGUAAGUGCUUGAUUUUCUUCAUAUUUGACCGGUCUGAGUCGCGCUACUUAGGCCCAGAAAGAUAUAAAUAUAACUUGAUGUCAAGGCCCAUUUAUAAGCUCAUCAUCUCCGAAUUUGGUCUGCUCAGAACUGAUUAG
Molecule: messenger RNA, 999 nt
Organism: Penicillium nucicola
Lineage: Eukaryota; Fungi; Ascomycota; Eurotiomycetes; Eurotiales; Aspergillaceae
Exons: 1
Coding region: 1-999 (332 amino acids)
Source: RefSeq, a predicted model, not a curated record